Theobroma cacao (cacao) is the source of this 984-nucleotide messenger RNA. RefSeq names its product WUSCHEL related homeobox 4 (gene WOX4). Gene Ontology annotation, cellular component: nucleus. The record is from RefSeq and is a predicted model, not a curated record. Lineage: Eukaryota; Viridiplantae; Streptophyta; Magnoliopsida; Malvales; Malvaceae. Gene Ontology annotation, biological process: phloem or xylem histogenesis; procambium histogenesis; cell division. Gene Ontology annotation, molecular function: DNA-binding transcription factor activity; DNA binding.
CUUCUAAGCACCACCUCAUAUCCCACUUUCUCUUCUUUCUUUCUUUAUUUUUUGCUUUAAGCGUUUUCUUCUUCCCUCUUCUAUAUAAUCACAACUCUCCAUCAUUCACUCCUUCACCAUGGGAAACAUGAAGGUGCAUCAGUUGGCACGUGGGUUCUGGGAGCACGAACCAUCCCUCUCCCUUGGCUGCAAGCGCUUACGCCCUCUUGCUCCCAAGCUGGCCACCUCCACAGAUAAUACCGUCUCCUCUUUCGACCUUAAGAGCUUCAUUAGACCCGAAAGUGGCCCUAGAAAGCUUGGCCCCCUGGACGAGAAGCGAGAUUCUCCUCAGGUGGAAACUCACCCAGGGGGUACGCGGUGGAAUCCAACACAAGAGCAGAUAGGGAUUUUGGAGAUGCUGUAUAGAGGUGGGAUGCGAACUCCAAAUGCACAACAAAUAGAACAAAUCACUGCGCAGCUAGGGAAGUACGGCAAGAUUGAAGGCAAAAACGUUUUCUACUGGUUCCAAAACCACAAAGCACGCGAGAGACAAAAGCAGAAGCGCAACAGUCUUGGCCUUAACCAUUGUCCGAGAAGCUCAGCUCCUAUUACCACCAUAACAUUGGACACUAGGGUGGAAUUAAUGGAAAGAGAGGAGGAUAGUCCAUAUAAGAGAAAGUGCAGGAGCUGGUCAUUUGAGUACUUGGAAGAAGAAAGCAGAUCAUCGUGUAAAGAGGAGGAAAACAGAACUCUGGAGCUAUUCCCAUUACACCCGGAAGGCAGAUGAAGGGGUUUGAAAAAAGAUACAGGAAAGGAGAAAACUGCUAGAAAACCAAAAUUCUGUUCCCAUUAUGAUCUGCUUUGAUGAUGAUGAUGAUGAUGAUGAUAUGCUUAGCUUUUUCUUUUGUUUCGGGAAAGAAGAAAGACAAAGUUGUCUCCUUGUACUCUACUGCUUAUUUAUUCCUGACUUAAAACCAAAGCGGGUUUGUGUCACUCUUUAUUCGA